This is a messenger RNA of Dreissena polymorpha, 2089 nucleotides long. RefSeq lists its product as uncharacterized. Lineage: Eukaryota; Metazoa; Mollusca; Bivalvia; Myida; Dreissenidae. The record is from RefSeq and is a predicted model, not a curated record. Gene Ontology annotation, biological process: proteasome-mediated ubiquitin-dependent protein catabolic process; protein polyubiquitination. The transcript has 3 exons. Gene Ontology annotation, molecular function: ubiquitin protein ligase activity; zinc ion binding. The coding region runs from base 389 to 1855 and encodes 488 amino acids.
CAACCUAUACCAGUUUGAAAUUUAGAACAAUGGUUAUCAUACUAAUUUAUCUUUAUGCGCCACAAUCUGGUUUCAAUAACAUCCCUUGUAUAUCAUAAAAGUAAUAACAAUUAUUGUGAACAAACAACUUUUUAAUCAGAGGACAGUUCACAAUACCUAUUUAAAAUGGCAACUUCUGUAGAUUCAGUUCAUAACAGUUCAGAUUUAGUGAAGGACUAUUCAUGUGGAGCUUGCGAGAAUAAAGAUAUCGAAGCACGUGCUGAAAUUUUUUGUGAAACAUGUUUGAAAUCUUUUUGCGAAAAAAUGCCUUUAUCAUCAUGAUCAAAUAAAUGUGCAUCAUUUAACAUAUGGAAGAAGAGAAAUAAAUAAAUGGCCUCUGGCAAAGAAAAUGGAGGAUUUGCUACUGAAAUGUGACAUUCACAACAAUGAGAAGGUGAAAAUGUUCUGCCAGAACCAUAAUCAGCUGUGCUGCUCUGAAUGUGUUUUACUGAAUCAUCGACAAUGCACCAAUUUGGUUCUUUCUUCUGAAUCAGUCCAAAAGCUGUCAGUGGAUAUGCAGCAAUUGUCAAAUAAAAUUCAAACAAUUCUUGACAAACUUAAUAAGUUUAAGAGAAUACAGGAGGCCAGCAUUCAGUCCGUGGAGGGAUCAUACGGUGAAAAACUAGAAGAAAUAAGAGAGCUGCGUACACAAUUAAAUGCUGCUUUGGAUGAACAAGAAAAUACAACUAUGAAAGAAAUGGAUGAAAUUAGGCUAACAUUGCAAGCCUCUCUUCAGAAGGAUAUUGACAAUUGCAGCAGGCUGAAGGAUGAACUGCAACAGCUCGGUGAAGCUGUGCAGGGCCUUCAUAAUGCGAGAAAGAAAGAGACUGAAUUCAUAGCCAGCAGAAAAUUUCUGGACAAAAUACAAGAGUGUGAGUCAUUUCUGAAGGAAAACACAUGUAUGGCUGGGAGAUCAAUCAUAUUUCAGGCAAACACUGACAUUGUGCAGUACCUGUCUAAACAGUCUAGUCUAGGAAGGGUUGUAGACAGUAUGCAGUCUUUCAUCCCAGACCAGGAAAUGACUGUGACGAAAAAGUGCCAGUAUAAUGUGAACAUAUCAAAAGACACAAGUCAGAGUUGUCUCAUCAGAGGCAUUUGUAGCUUGCCUAGUGGUGCGGUUGUUAUUGCCGAUUAUAAUAAGAGAGUGAAGCUAUUGGACAAGCAUUGCAAUGUGUCCAGUCAUUGUGAUGUGUCUGGUUCUCCAUUGGACAUUUGCCAAAUCACAUCCAGUGAGGUGGCUGUGACUCUUGGUCAUGGAGGUGUGCAGUUUGUGUCUGUAACCAAUGGGCAGCUGGUGAAUGGGAACAAGUUACAAUUGCCACAUGUUGCUGUUGGCAUUGCUCACCAUCGGGGAAAAUUGUACAUCACCUCUGGCACUGCUUUAUUCCAUUAUACCUUGACUGGGACACUUGUGAAAAAGCUUUAUGAGAAUACAGAAGCUGGCACUACAGUGUACAAAUGUGCAGUGAGUCCAGCUGGUGACAAGAUCUAUGUCACCAACUACAAUCAGCACAAGGUCCUCACACUGGCCACAGAUGGCAGCCUGAUAUCCACAUUCACUGACCCUGAACUACAAGGCCCAUGGGGUGUUCAUGUAACACCUUCUGGACAAGUCCUUGUCUGUGGGUACGCCUCCCAUACUGUUGUACGAGUGAAUCGCGAGGGGAGAAAGAAAUUGUCAACUCUGGCCACACAGAAAGAUGGACUGAACAACCCGAUGUCUGUCUGCUAUAACAUCAUCACUAACCUGAUCAUUGUGGAUGUUGAUGAUAACAUCAUUGUUAUGAAUUUCCAAUGGAAAAAAACAUCAAUAUAAAAUCAAUUAUAAAUUUAAUUUCCAUGAUUCUUUGAAUGACACAUUUAAUCACAGCAAUUUAAAUCUAGGUCAGGAAAAAACAUUUUCAUCAAUUUGUUAUUACUGAUUAAAUACUUACUAUUUUUUUCAUAAAGAGUUGAUUUAAUGCUUUAAAGAUUAUUAAAGAUUAAAAACCAGCAUGUUUAUAUAUCAAUAUUGUCAAGUGAUCUAGUAUAAAGAAUGUAUUUAAAUGUG